Zychaea mexicana is the source of this 957-nucleotide messenger RNA. Its product is annotated as mitochondrial carrier domain-containing protein. The record is from RefSeq and is a predicted model, not a curated record. NCBI's taxonomy places the organism in Eukaryota, Fungi, Mucoromycota, Mucoromycetes, Mucorales, Lichtheimiaceae. Gene Ontology annotation, biological process: succinate transport; fumarate transport; transmembrane transport. The transcript has 6 exons. Bases 1 to 957 code for a protein of 318 amino acids.
AUGAGCCGCGACAAGAAACCAACUUCAUUAGUCACGCAUUUGGUUGCCGGUGGCACUGCCGGUCUUAUGGAAGCGUGUACCUGUCAUCCGCUUGAUACGAUCAAAGUCAGAAUGCAGCUUUCCAAGAACAUUAACCGAAACAUGGGGGGCAAGCGUCUUGGAUUCGCAGGUGUAGGUCUCAAGAUUAUCAAGAACGAAUCGUUCUGGGCUCUUUAUAAGGGUUUGGGAGCCGUUGUAUCUGGUAUUGUCCCUAAAAUGGCCAUUCGUUUCAGCUCGUUCGAGCUCUACAAGUCCUGGAUGGCGGAUGCCAAUGGCAAAGUUAGCACCACUGCUGUCUUCUUAGCUGGUUUGGCUGCCGGUACAACUGAAGCUGUGCUCGUUGUGUCCCCUAUGGAUUUGAUUAAGAUUCGUCUGCAGGCACAACGUCACUCAAUGGCAGAUCCUUUGGACAUUCCAAAAUACCGUAACGCCCCACAUGCCGCAUACACUAUUGUCAAGGAAGAGGGUGUUCGCGCAUUGUACAAAGGUGUUACCUUGACUGCAUUGCGACAAGCCACCAAUCAAGCGGCAAACUUUACAGCGUAUCAAGAAAUGAAAAAGUACGCACGUCGCGUGCAAAACCUUGAUGAACUUCCCUCUUAUCAACACUUGAUUCUCGGUGGUGUUUCUGGUGCUAUGGGUCCAUUGUCAAACGCUCCGAUUGAUACCAUCAAGACCCGUAUUCAAAAGUCAAGCGCACCAGGAACUGGUUGGGAACGCUUCAAGACCGUCACCACUGACAUUUUACAGAAGGAAGGCCCUCGUGCAUUCUACAAGGGUUUGACACCUCGAUUGCUACGAGUUGCUCCUGGCCAAGCCGUUACUUUUAUGGUGUACGAGAAGGUCCGCAGCUGGAUCGACAUGUUCUCUGAAAAGCUGCAGGAGGGAGAGGUCACGAAGAUGAUCGCUCAAAAGUAA